Messenger RNA from Effrenium voratum, 2094 nucleotides. The record is from the annotation of a GenBank genome assembly. NCBI's taxonomy places the organism in Eukaryota, Dinophyceae, Suessiales, Symbiodiniaceae.
AGUUGCAAGACCUGGCCCGAGUGAGUUUGGAGACGGAGCCCGCCAUGGAAGCCAAGAUCGAUGGGAUCCUGGGCAAGAUGGAAUCUACCUCGGCCAAGGUGGACUUGUACAAAAGCAGCAAGGUGAAGCUUCCCAUGGCGGAGCUGGACUAUUUGAAGACUUUGGAAGACGCGCGGGACUUCAUGAAUUCCAUGGUUGCGGCAACCAACCAGAACCGCCAAGAACUGGCCGACAUCUUUGGGGGCGAUUGUUCUCGCAUUGCCCGCAUCCGAACUGUCCUCGAUGCAGUGCAGCUGUCUGACAUGAACUGCAACGACCAAAGGGUUCGGACCUGCACGGAAGCCUGCGAGACCAUCGAGAAAGUCUUGGAGGACAUGGGCCUGGGCUGGUGCUUGAAGAAGGCCAAGGAUGAGGAGAAGGUGAGCCUGGUCCGGCGUCGCAGCAGUAUCGACCGCGAGGCAGCACUGAAGGCGGCGCAGCAGCUGGAAGCGCAGCAGGCGGCGGCUGUUCUGGUAGAGGUCACCGAGACCGACGCCGAGAAGCCGCCGAAAAAGGCGAGCAAGGCUGCCGAUCUUUGGGCGCAGUGCUGUGACGAGGAGCGGGUUUUGGCUUGCACGGAGCCCACGGAACUCCAUGCGCUGGAGCGAGAGGCGACAGCAAGCCGGUCUGGAAAGAUUGGGAACUGGAUGAUUUGGAUGGUCCACCGCGCGCACUUGGACGACCCCAGCCUGUCGAAGUUUGACUUCACCAACCUGAAGAUGCCCGAUGGCAACCUCGAGCCCCGGGUGUCUCCCAAGCUGGCGGUGGCCAUGGAAAGCAACUCGCACAUCGAGCAUUUGCUGAUGGGUUGCACGAACCUCCAAGACCAGGAGGCAGCCAUCUUGGCCGUGUCGCUGCGCGCGAAUCGCACGCUGAAGGUCCUGAACAUCGACACCAAUGCCAUCCAGCCCUUGACAUUGGAAUCCAUUGCGAACGGCACGAGCGUGAACCAGGCGCUCUCAGAGCUGCGAUGCAACAACUGCGCCAGCGGGCGCUUGGUCACGGAGGCCUUCUUGCGUGCCUUGAAGUCCAACCCAAGCCUCUGCAAGCUUGGGUACCCAGUGACGGACGCCUACUUCCGUGGGGAGAUCGAUAAGCAGCUCACCCGCAACAACGAUGCCGCGCGCAAGCGUCGGCUGGAGGAGAAGAAGCGACGGGAAGCUGAGGGCGACACCUCGCCGGCUGCGGCGCCGGCCGGGUAUCCCAAGCCGGCGCCCAAGGCCGCCCCAAAGGCCGAGCCGAAGGCUGAGCCGGCCAGUGAGGUGGACAAGCCUGAGACCAAGGAGAAGGAGCCAGCGAAGGCGGAUGCCAAGGCGCAGGCUGAGGCAGUUCCAGCCAGCGCUGAGCCAGAGGCAGUGAAGCCAGUGGAAAAACCGGACGAUCCGGCCGAAGCGGCUGCGGAAGCCAAGGAGCCAGAAGCAAAGGUUGAGGCUGAGGCAGUUCCAGCCAGCACUGAGCCAGAGGCGGUGAAGGCAGUGGAAAAGCUGGACGAUCCGGCCGAAGCGGCUCCGGAGACGAAAGAGCCAGAAGCAAAGGUUGCGGCCAAGGUCGCAGAGCCUGCAGAGGCAGCCUUGCCUGGCAUGGUGGAAGCUCCGGUGCAGUCGCAGGUGUCAGCCACGUUGCGUGGGUACCUCUACAAGAAGAGCCCCUCCGCGCGCUUGCUCAAGUCCUGGGACUGGAGAUACUUCGUGCUGCACGAGGGCCGACUCAUGUGGUGGAGGAGAGACCGGGACCUUCCCUCCGAAGAGGUUCUGGGCCAAGCAGACCCGGCGGGAUGCAAAGGCUUUGUGAACCUAAAGCUGAGCAGCGCUAACGUGGUGCCGGACAAGACGAAUCCCAUGAUCUUCGCCCUGGUACCUGCAGGCGGUGCUUGGAAGGAGGGAUCGCUCAAGGAUAUGAGCGAUGCUUCGCGGGCCUUUGAGUUUGAUUGCACUUCCUCGGCCCACAGCCGAGAGGAGUGGAUGAAGGCUUUAGGCGCCUGAGCUGAAUGUUGAGCCCGGGAGUCCUGGGCGCGUGUAAUGAUCUUGCAGGCUCAUCUGGAAGGCACAUCUGGCA